Molecule: messenger RNA, 3078 nt
Organism: Pteronotus mesoamericanus
Lineage: Eukaryota; Metazoa; Chordata; Mammalia; Chiroptera; Mormoopidae
Gene: MDGA2
Product: MAM domain containing glycosylphosphatidylinositol anchor 2
Exons: 17
Coding region: 1-3078 (1025 amino acids)
Biological process (GO): cell-cell adhesion
Cellular component (GO): cell-cell junction; plasma membrane
Molecular function (GO): cell adhesion molecule binding
Source: RefSeq, a predicted model, not a curated record
AUGAGUGUGGGGUGUGUGGGGCUCCUGCGCUCCGCUCACGGCCGCCGCCGCCGGGGAAGGACGGACGGACGGCGCUUCCCUGGGCGAGCGGUUCCUGGGCACCUCGGCGCGGCGCGGGCGCGAGUGGAGCGCUCUCGCCUGGCCGCCGGCCUCCGGAAGGUCCUGCUGCUUCCCCCCUGGGCUGGAUAUGUUCAUGUUCACGUGAAGAUGGAUUUAGUGUACGGUCUCGUGUGGCUGCUCACAGUCCUCCUGGAGGGAAUCUCUGGCCAAGGAGUGUACGCUCCCCCCACGGUUCGUAUUGUGCACUCAGGCUUGGCCUGUAACAUUGAGGAGGAGCGCUACUCUGAAAGAGUCUACACUAUACGGGAAGGAGAAACCCUAGAAUUAACCUGUCUGGUCACUGGACAUCCACGGCCACAGAUCAGGUGGACCAAAACAGCAGGAAGUGCCUCUGACAGAUUCCAAGACUCAAGUGUCUUCAAUGAGACAUUGAGGAUUACAAAUAUUCAGCGACACCAAGGAGGCCGGUAUUACUGUAAAGCAGAGAAUGGCUUGGGGUCCCCAGCGAUAAAGUCAAUCAGAGUGGAUGUGUACUAUUUGGAUGAUCCUGUAGUAACUGUUCAUCAAAGUAUAGGUGAAGCUAAAGAACAGUUUUACUACGAGAGAACAGUAUUCCUCAGGUGUGUUGCCAAUUCCAAUCCACCUGUUCGGUACAGCUGGAGACGUGGCCAGGAGGUGUUACUACAGGGAUCUGAUAAAGGAGUUGAGAUUUAUGAACCCUUCUUUACCCAGGGUGAAACAAAGAUCUUAAAACUAAAGAAUCUUCGACCUCAGGAUUAUGCUAAUUAUAGCUGCAUUGCUUCAGUGAGGAAUGUUUGUAAUAUUCCUGAUAAGAUGGUUUCUUUUAGACUUUCCAAUAAAACAGCAUCUCCGUCAAUUAAACUCUUGGUGGAUGACCCUAUAGUUGUAAAUCCUGGAGAGGCCAUAACAUUAGUGUGUGUUACGACAGGAGGAGAGCCUGUACCAUCUCUCACCUGGGUCAGGUCCUUUGGGAUUCUGCCUGAAAAGACUGUUUUGAAUGGAGGAACUUUGACCAUACCUGCCAUCACCUCAGAAGAUGCUGGUACUUACAGCUGCAUUGCCAAUAACAAUGUAGGAAACCCUGCAAAAAAGUCUACCAACAUCAUUGUGAGAGCAUUAAAAAAAGGACGAUUUUGGAUCACACCAGAUCCUUAUCACAAAGAUGACAACAUCCAGAUUGGGCGUGAGGUGAAAAUCUCUUGCCAAGUAGAAGCCGUUCCUUCUGAGGAGUUAACGUUCAGUUGGUUUAAAAAUGGUCGUCCAUUAAGAAGCUCUGAGCGGAUGGUUAUUACACAGACUGACCCGGAUGUCUCUCCGGGAACGACAAACUUGGACAUCAUUGAUUUAAAAUUCACGGAUUUUGGGACAUACACAUGUGUAGCAUCUCUGAAGGGAGGAGGAAUAUCUGAUAUCAGUAUUGAUGUUAAUAUAUCCAGCAGCACAGUUCCACCCAAUCUGACUGUUCCACAGGAAAAAUCACCUUUGGUCACCAGAGAAGGAGACACAAUAGAACUGCAGUGUCAAGUCACUGGAAAACCUAAACCCAUCAUCCUUUGGUCUAGAGCGGAUAAGGAAGUGGCAAUGCCUGAUGGAUCAAUGCAAAUGGAGAGUUAUGACGGAACACUGAGGAUUGUGAAUGUGUCUAGGGAAAUGUCAGGAAUGUACAGAUGUCAGACCAGCCAGUACAAUGGUUUUAACGUGAAACCAAGAGAAGCCUUGGUGCAGCUCAUUGUACAGUAUCCCCCAGCUGUGGAACCAGCAUUUUUGGAAAUCCGACAAGGACAAGAACGAAGUAUCACUAUGAGCUGCAGGGUUCUGAGAGCUUAUCCUAUACGGGUACUGACCUAUGAGUGGCGCUUGGGCAACAAACUAUUACGGACGGGUCAGUUUGACUCUCAAGAGUACACAGAGUACCCGGUGAAGAGUCUUUCCAAUGAAAACUAUGGGGUUUAUAACUGUAGCAUCAUAAAUGAAGCUGGAGCUGGGAGAUGCAGUUUUCUUGUUACAGGAAAGGCCUACGCUCCAGAAUUCUAUUAUGAUACCUAUAAUCCUGUGUGGCAAAACAGACACCGUGUUUACUCCUACAGUCUACAGUGGACUCAAAUGAAUCCUGAUGCAGUGGAUCGGAUUGUGGCGUACCGACUGGGUAUUAGGCAGGCUGGGCAACAGCGUUGGUGGGAACAGGAGAUAAAAAUAAAUGGAAAUAUUCAAAAAGGAGAAUUAAUUACAUAUAAUUUGACUGAGCUAAUUAAACCAGAGGCUUAUGAAGUCCGACUAACACCUCUCACCAAAUUUGGUGAAGGAGACUCAACAAUUCGUGUCAUUAAAUAUAGUGCUCCUGUUAAUCCUCAUUUGAGAGAAUUUCAUUGUGGAUUUGAAGAUGGUAACAUUUGUUUGUUCACUCAAGAUGAUACGGAUAAUUUUGACUGGACAAAGCAAAGUACUGCAACAAGAAAUACAAAAUAUACUCCAAACACAGGACCUAAUGCUGAUCGUAGUGGCUCCAAAGAAGGUUUUUAUAUGUACAUAGAGACAUCUCGACCAAGACUGGAAGGCGAAAAGGCUCGACUUCUCAGCCCUGUUUUUAGCAUAGCUCCCAAAAACCCUUAUGGACCCACGAACACUGCAUAUUGUUUCAGCUUCUUUUAUCACAUGUAUGGACAACACAUAGGUGUUUUAAAUGUUUAUCUACGCUUGAAAGGGCAGACAACAAUAGAGAAUCCACUGUGGUCUUCAAGUGGGAAUAAAGGACAACGAUGGAAUGAGGCUCAUGUUAAUAUAUAUCCAAUUACUUCAUUUCAGCUCAUUUUUGAAGGUAUUCGAGGUUCUGGCAUUGAAGGGGACAUCGCCAUUGAUGAUGUGUCAAUUGCGGAGGGAGAAUGUGCAAAACAAGACCUGACAAGUAAGAAUUCCGUUGAUGGUGCUGUUGGAAUUUUAGUACAUAUAUGGCUUUUCCCAGUUAUUGUCCUCAUCUCUAUCCUAAGCCCUCGAAGGUGA